Molecule: messenger RNA, 2802 nt
Organism: Aphanomyces invadans
Lineage: Eukaryota; Oomycota; Saprolegniomycetes; Saprolegniales; Verrucalvaceae
Exons: 1
Coding region: 33-1550 (505 amino acids)
Molecular function (GO): protein binding
Source: RefSeq, a predicted model, not a curated record
CGAAAAACCAAGCGACAACUGCUGCCAAAACAAUGGCUGCAGCUCUCUCGUUCCUUCGAUGUCGCGAGCUCUUCCGCGCUGCUGCUGCUUACCAAGUAGGCUCGCACCAUGACAUUCUCCUCUUUCGUUGCAUGCCGUUGCCAACCCCACCAACUCCGUCUAUGCCGUUGUCGUCCCAGUACAUCUCGUUCGGCUCACUAUCCACCUUUCCCAUGAUUUGGCCUCACUCAAGUGUGCUCGAUGAUAUCAAUGCAUCGUCAUCAACCAUCGAAGAAACACCCAUCGUGUCUUGCCUUGAUAUCGACCAAGCUGGGCUUGCAAAGCUGCACGACACACUGGGUCCAUGGCUGCUCGAGUAUGGCACGUCCCGUUUACCUAUUCUUAUCUCUGAAGCGCCAGAGCUACAAUCAGUGCUCCUUGCAUAUGCUUGUAUGCAUGGCGAGGUAGCUGUGAUCAAGUACCUUCGCGAUCGCAACCUCAUGAAGGACGACUCGACCUACUCAAAACAUGCCUUGAACUUAGGCAUCAUGUUCAACCAGCUGAGCGUUGUGCAAUACUUGCAUGUGAAUUGCCCCGAGAUUGCAUGUUCCAAGCAAGCAACGGACACUGCCGCAGGAAAAGGUUAUAUCAAGAUGGUGCAAUGGGUGCACACCCACCGAAAAGAAGGGUUUUCAAAGCUCGCCAUGACAAGUGCAGCCGGCAACGGACAUUUGAACGUUGUGAAAUAUCUGCACAUGCACCGACGUGAAGGAUGUUCACCUCAAGCGAUGGACGAUGCCGCGGCCCAUGGUCACGUUGAGGUCGUGCAGUUUUUGCACGAAUCAAGGAGUGAAGGGUGCACGACGGGUGCCAUGGACGUGGUUGCAAGCCGAGGUGACCUGCAUCUAGUGCAAUACCUCCACGCCCACCGUCCAGAAGGCUGUACAACAAAUGCGAUGGACAAUGCUGCGUCCAAUGGCCAUUUGCAAGUCGUCCAAUUUCUUCACACGAAUCGGCGCGAAGGAUGUACGACUCGGGCUAUGAACGGGGCCGCCGCGCGGGGAUGCCUCGAGGUCGUCCGCUGGCUGCACUGGAAUCGGUGGGAAGGUUGCACAACGUACGCGAUGAACCAAGCUGCCAAGAACGGUCAUUUGAACAUUGUAAAGUUUUUGCACGCCCACCGGCCCGAAGGCGCGACGACCGUGGCAAUGGACAGCGCGGCCGAGAACGGACAUUUGGAAAUUGUGAAAUUUCUUCACACCCAUCGAAGCGAGGGAUGCACAUCGUAUGCCAUGGACAGCGCGUGUCGAAAUGGCCAUGUGGACGUUGUUCGAUGGCUGCAUGCCCAUCGGUGGGAAGGCUGUACAACCCGCGCCAUCGACAUGGCCGCUGGUCAAGGCCAUCUAGAGAUCGUCCAGUGGCUCGUGGAGCAUCGAGUGAAGGAGCGGUGCACGCACUUCGCACUCAACAAUGCAUCGCAAAAUGGCCACGUCGCUGUUGUCGCUUACCUCAAGCAGCAGCCAUCGCGGCAUUGCGACCAGCGUGGUGAUAGGGGUGCUCGAUCGAACUAGCCCCGCUCCUUUAACUGGAACAUAGCGAUACAACGGUCCUGGUGGUGCAGCACUCGUAACGAGAUGCAACUUGACAAGUUUGGUGUUGGCGGCGUUGUCAAGCACAAAACAUGUCGGGAGCGCAACCAUCUCGAUGCCGAACGCUACAGCUGAGAGCAAUGAAAAGGACGUUAAAAGUGGUGCGAGUUUGCUUGGGGAAGUUGACACUCGAACUACUAUGUUUCAGCCUUCUUUACGUGCACGCCAAGACUAUUUAGAUUCACACGCCGAUCCGAGUCCAAGUAACCUUUUCGAUGCCGAGAGUUGUGGAGGAAUGCACCGAGGUGCACGUCUCUUAACUCAAUCGGCCAUUCCUCUGUCGUGACAAAUCGCUUGGGAACGUUUACGUGUCCCUUGAGAAACUUGAACCAUUUCAGCGCCCGCAUGUUGAUUUGCCAGGAUUCAUCAUGCGCAUCCCAGACGAAGUCAACGCUUUGGAGUUCCACGAGUCUCGACUCGGACAACGUCGACUUCCUCAUCCGCAGGUUUUGCACCCAGAGCCCAAGGCGCAUGCCGCCUCCAAACGCAGGCCACUCGUUGCUGUCGCAUGGGACGACGAACGUAUUUGGGAUGUUCACAUGGCCAUAUAGUCGAUGAAAUGUUGUGAGGAGCUCCAUGUUUUGCUGCCACUCGUAUUCGUGCACACUCCAGACGAAUCCGAGUUGAUCGAGAGCGGCAACACGGUCUGCAUGAAGGUCUUUCUUGAGUCGAAGCCGAAUGUUGUCGACGAUGCGGCCGAGUUUCCAAUUCCACGUGUCUUGGGGCCAUCUUUCGUCGUUUUGGGGGAUUACAAAGCGUCGCGGCACAAUGACAUGGCCGUUCAGUUUCAAAUACGUGUUCAGGGCUUCGAUGACCAAGGUCCAUUUGUGCUGCCUCAUGUCCCAGAUGAACCCAACCUUGUCCAGGGCUUCCACGAUCUCGCGAUCCACCUUGUUCUUGCGGUACAAUUCACGGAGCGCCGACACAUUGACCCACGACCCAUGAAGGCUUGCAGGGAAGUCUGGCAACGAUGGCACAGUGAGCUGCGCUGGCAACGUCGUGUACUUGGACACUGCGGGGUCAUACGCAUCUGUCGCCAACUUCACCACGAUUUUCUGCAGAGAAAGCGGCAUGGAUGAUGCAGCAAAUGCGCGUGUGAAGCAUGCACGAAGCUGCGGCGCCUUCAGCACCAGCGUCGCCAUGGCUGCAACUUCCUCUCAAUCUGAAGCACUCG